Messenger RNA from Trichoderma gamsii, 312 nucleotides. RefSeq lists its product as hypothetical. The record is from RefSeq and is a predicted model, not a curated record. The transcript has 2 exons. The coding region runs from base 1 to 312 and encodes 103 amino acids. NCBI's taxonomy places the organism in Eukaryota, Fungi, Ascomycota, Sordariomycetes, Hypocreales, Hypocreaceae.
AUGACCCGCGGAAAUCAACGUGAGUUGGCUCGAGCCAAAAAUGCCAAGAAGGAGGCUGCCAAGAAAGGCGGCAACGCCAAAUCUGGCUCCGAGCUGGCGAAGCAAGGCGAAAGUAACGCCGAAGUGAUGCGAAGGAAGCAAUUGGAGGGUCAGUGUGCAAUGCGAAACAUGCCUCCUUUUCCAGCAUGUCAAUUCUGGGCGAAAUCAACAUGGAAGCUAACGAAUCUAUCAUUGCCAAUAGCCGACAAGAAAAAAGCGGAACAAGAAAAAGCCGCUCUACAGGCGAAGAUAGAGUCGAAGAUCAAAAAAUAG